CGAACUGUCAAAAGCCCGCGCGAGUUUUUGGGGAGAGGAGCCCGAAAAGCAUCUGCGAAAGUCGCGUGAAAUUCCACCAGAAGUGCGGAGCUAUGCGUUGUUCACGCUGAAGCCGAGAAAUCUAGCCGGAUCACCGCGAAAACCUAGCAGAAGCUAGUCGCCCGUUCCUCCCGGAAGGCGAUGAGCAGCAGUGAAAAGUCGGCACGGUCGGAAAAGUGCAAGCAAGCAGCGGCUGUCGCCGAAAGAUCCGAUACAGCAGCAGCAGCAGCAGCAGCGCCUGUCUACUUCGAUGAACUUUACGACCCACGUGUUUGAGGUUAGGUGCUGUCGUCGUCUCUUGUGUCGAGCUGCCGUGCACUGCUGGGGUUGUGCAAAGUGAGACCACCCUCCCAAGUAGCGGCGAACACCCGAUUCUAGUGUUACAUAAAGGAAAAUACAGCUGAAGGCGAAAAAAAGCACAUCUGCACGAGAGAACCCCACCACACUGCGCACAGAUCCACACGCAUACACACACAAAGAGGCGCGCUGACACAAAUUAGACACGGGACGAUGGCGGUGGCCAGCGGCAAGAAGACGGAAGGACGUGUGCUAACUGUUGCCUUGCGAACCAACUACGAUGUGCGGCGCAGUAAGGCCGGCGAGCUGUGGACCGAGGGUUUCGAGUACCUGCAGUACCUACACGAAACGAAACCGAUCGAUCCGAAGUGUCCACCGACCAAGACGGAGCUGAUCGCGGCCGGAAAACUGCCACCGGAUCAGGAAGAAGUCAUCGACCCGGAAGCACUGUUCGAGGAGCUGUUCGAGGUGGAUAUCGACUAUCUCAAGAGCUUGGACCCGAAGGAUUGGAAGAACCAGGAUCACUAUGCCGUGCUUGGACUGAAAAGGAUGAGGUUCGUGGCAACGGAUGAGGAUAUCAAGCGUGCCUACCGCAAGAUCGUGCUGAAACACCACCCGGACAAGCGGAAAGCGUUGGGCGAGGAGGUGAAGCAAGAUGACGAUUACUUCCAUUGCAUCACGAUGGCGUACGAGACGCUCGGUUCGCUGAAGAACCGCCGUGCGUUUGAUUCGAUCGAUCCCGAGUUUGAUGAUUCGCUACCGUCGCAAUCGGAGAUCGACAAGGACUUUUACGCUGCGCUGCGUGACGUGUUCCGCCGCAAUGCGCGCUGGAACGAAUCGAAACGAGCUGCCCCGCUGCUCGGAGACGACAAUACGCCACGAGAGCAGGUGGAAGACUUCUACGACUUUUGGUACAACUUUCAGAGCUGGCGCGAAUUUAGCUACCUGGAUGAGGAGGAUAAGGAUAAGGGGCAGGAUAGGGAGGAGCGUCGGUGGAUCGAGAAGCAAAACAAGGCGAUCCGGUUGAAGCGCAAGAAGGAAGAAUCGGCCCGCAUCCGGGCGCUGGUUGAUCUGGCGUAUAACAGCGAUCCGCGCGUGGUGCGAUUCAAGCGCGAAGAGAAGGAGCGCAAGCUGGCGGCUAAGCGAGCAAAGCAGAACGCCUACCAGGCGCAGAAGGCCGAGGAGGAGCGCGUUGCUAAGGAAGCGGCAGCAGCUAAGCAACGAGCCGAGGAGGCGGAACAGAAGCGCAUCGAGCAGAUACAGGUGGAACGUGAGCGCACCAAGCGACUGCUCAAAAAGGAGCGCAAGCUGCUGCGUGAUACGGCUAAAAACAAAGAGUAUUUCGCAACCGACGAUAAGGAGCGUCUGAAGCAUCUGGAAGGCGUCGAGAAGCUGAUCGAAUCAUUCAAGCUGCUGGAGUUGCAGGAUUUCAACAAAGAGCUCACGACCGGUGGCCGAGACGUGUUCGUGAAGGCACUGGAUGAACUCGAGACGAAGCUCGAUGCGGAGCGCAGGGCCGCGGUAGUACAGCAAUCGAACGCAAUACCGAACAACACGGGUCUGAAGGUGGUAAACCGGAAGGCACUGUGGUCACACGAGAACGUGCAACUGCUGAUCAAGGCGGUCAACCUGUUCCCGGCUGGUACGAUCUCCCGCUGGGACGUGAUAGCGAACUAUCUCAACCAGCACGGUACCGAACUGGGCGAGCUACGCUUCUACGCGAAGGACAUCCUCAAUAAGGCGAAGGAGCUGCAGAGUGGUGACUUCUCCAAGAGCGACCUGAAAACCGUGGUGAACCAGCAGGCGUACGAGUCGUUCGAACGCAGCAAGAAGGAUCUCAAGAUCAUCGAUAACUCCGAAAUCAGCACCAAGGAGGCGGAAGAGCAGGAAGAGCAGGCAAAACAGAAUGCCCGCGCUGCAAAGACAAAGGCGAAGGCAGCGGCGACGACGACUCGACAGAACGGCAGCGCCGAUAACAGUGGCAAGUCACCGAUGGUCAACGGGCGUCAUAAUGACGCCGCAACUACCGAUGCUGAUGGCAGUUUGGAAGGCAAAGAGAAUCGCAACAAGCAACCGAAGCAGCAAUCACAGCAACCGCAGCAGACGACAGUUGUCAAUGGCGAUAACAAGCAGGCAGUGGAAGAAACAGCGCCGGCAGUGACGGUUGGAGACGGUGGAAAGGCGGCACCGAAAUCGAGCAAGAAGGACAAGGAAGCGGCAAAUCGUGUGUGGAGCAAGGAAGAGCAGGCGCUGCUAGAGCAGGCCAUCAAGACGUAUCCCGUGUCGUGCGGGGCCGAUCGCUGGGACCGGAUAGCGGAGUGCAUACCGAACCGAACGAAGAAGGACUGUAUGCGGCGGGUGAAGGAGCUGGUCGAUCUGGUUAAUGCAAAGCGCGAAGCACAGCAGGGCGUCAAAUAGAGUGCCUUUCUUUCCCUUCACUCUCUCCCCCUCCCCCCAGCUCCCUUCCCUUCCUUUCCAUCUUCGUUUCUUGCGCGCUACUCCUUUGUGUCCUUUCAUUUUUUGUAAAUAAUUAGAUAACCUUGCACCCCCGAUGGCGCUCAUCGGAACUCACAUCUCCCACAAAACCUCCUCCUAUCUCUUGCUCCCGCGUCCACUAUCCUCAAUUUCCUCCCUUUUUAUCCAAUUCAUCAAUUGCAACUUCGAGGACAAGAUACCGCGAGCGCUGUAGCGGAUUCCAAAAACAAAAAAAAAAAAGAAAGGCAAGAAGGCGGAAUAGCGGUUCGAUCGAGCGCA
Messenger RNA from Anopheles darlingi, 3090 nucleotides. Its product is annotated as dnaJ homolog subfamily C member 2. Gene Ontology annotation, molecular function: Hsp70 protein binding; ribosome binding. The record is from RefSeq and is a predicted model, not a curated record. The transcript is spliced from 2 exons. Gene Ontology annotation, biological process: 'de novo' cotranslational protein folding; regulation of translational fidelity. NCBI's taxonomy places the organism in Eukaryota, Metazoa, Arthropoda, Insecta, Diptera, Culicidae. Gene Ontology annotation, cellular component: cytosol. The coding region runs from base 550 to 2754 and encodes 734 amino acids.